Paramecium pentaurelia is the source of this 1962-nucleotide messenger RNA. NCBI's taxonomy places the organism in Eukaryota, Ciliophora, Oligohymenophorea, Peniculida, Parameciidae. The record is from the annotation of a GenBank genome assembly.
AUGUGUUCAAGUUGUCCUUAAGGAUUUAUAUUAACAUCUAAUGCUAAAUGUAUAUUUGAAGAUCCAACUAUUAUUGAUUAAGCCAAAAAUACAAUUGUUAGUACACCAUUAAGAUAUACAUUCCCAGAUUAAACUUAUGUUUUAGUAUGGUAUUAAAAUGGUGAAUAAGCAGGAGUAUAUUUCUAAUUAUAUUCUGUUGAUAAUGCUAAAAUAGGAACAGAAAUUCUUGUUUCAGAUAUAACUAGAAGAUUAUUAGUAAUGGAUACUUAAAUAGAGAAAUAGUAUUAUGCUCAUUUAGCUGCUGUUGAUUAUAACUUUUAUAUAGUUUGGGCUGAUUCUACUAGUGUCGAAACUAAUUUCUUAUUAUAAGAAUUUAAUUCUGAUGGAUCUGAAAUUACAUCUCCUUAAUCUAUAGGUAUUUCUAAUAGUAAUGUUUUAUCAUUAAUUUCAAAACCCUGUGAAUUAUUAGCUCUAUCCAAUUAAAAUAUUUUUGUAUCUUUUAUGACUUAAAACUCUGAAAAUUAAGAAAAUUACAACUUUAAAUAUUAAAUAUUUGAUCCCAAUCUUUAGAGUAUUAAUUCAGUUUAAGAACUACCUAAUGUAAGUUAUAUGAUAACUCCAUCAAUCAUGUAAGAUGAUUCAGGAAUGAUAUAUAUUAGUUACACAAGUGAUGGAUAUGUAUUUGUAUAAUAAAUUACAUAAUUUGGGAAUCCAAUUAAUUAGCCUUAAGCUAUUAGUGAUAAUGGAACAUUUACAAUAAAAACAGCUUACCUCAAAAAUGGAAUGUUUGUAUUUUUAUGGGAAAAUAAGAAUAUAUAAACUUUUAAAGCUAUGUUUAGUCUUAAUUAUUAAUUAAUUUCUAAAGAUUUAUCAUCAAGAAGUGAAGUUAAGGGUAUUGGAAUUGCAUAAGUUUAAGAAUAAACACCAGAUUUAAAAUUAUUUAAUGAUGGAUUUAUCGUUGUUUGGAAAACUACAGAUUCAUAAUAUUAAUCAAUUGGAAUAUAAUUCUAAAUAUUUGAUUCUUUAGGUGUCUAAUAAAAUGAGAUUAUCGAUGUAUCGAUUUCAGGAAAGUAUCCAUAGAAUCCAAAUAUUCAAAUAAUUAAUGAUGAUUAAUUUGCUAUUACAUAUAUAUCCAAAGGUGUAGAUGUUGAUGGAUCUAAUUUGGGAGAUGGCAUUCAAAUUAAAUACUAUAAUAAAUAAGGAGAAGAAUACUUUAUUAUAACUCCUUAAUUAUGUGGUAAGGAAUGUAAUAUAUGUUAAUCUCCAUUGAAUUGUUAUAGAUGUUCAUAUGGUUAUUAUCUAUCUUAGGAUAAUUAAUGUAUUAUUGAUUGUGGACUCUAUUGUAAUUAAUGUGAAGUACCUUUGGUCUGUUAAUCUUGUGUGAAUGGAUAUUCAUUAAAUUCGAAUAAUUCUUGUACUUAAGUGGAAUGUUCUGAAGGAUAUCAAAGAAAUCCAAAGACUAAAUUAUGUGAUCCUGAAUGUCCAAAUGAAUGUAUAUGCACACUUCCAAAUACUUGUAAUGCUUGUAUAGCUGGAUAUUAUUUGAAGAAUAGUUAAUGCUAUUUGAAAUCAAACAAUUUAGGUGAGAAUCCCAUAUCCAAUCCUUCUAUAUUCUAUGCAUUGAUAGUAGUAUCUAUUCUCUUAUUUAUAUCUUGGAUCUGUUGUUAUAAAUGCAUUAUUUAACAUAGAUAAAAAGAUAAAGUUCAUUUUGUUUCAAGUGAAAGUAAUUUAGCAUAAGAAAAUAAUGAGAGACAAAUAUCAUCAGCUGCAGAACGUGAAUAGAGACUUGAAGAUGAUUAAAUUAAAUAAAAUACGAUGGGGGAUAAUCUUAUGAUAAAAUAAUAGAGUUCAAAUAAUAAUGUUUUUUAGAUCCCAAUAAAGAAUGAAAGAGGUGAUGAUCGAUAAAUAAAAUUUAAGUAAAUUUAAAGUGAAGAGAUUAUUAUUAAGAAGUCAUAUCAAUGA